AAAUGUAAACACGACGUGGGGAUCAAUGCGGUGCGGAUGAGGGAAUGAGAAUCUCUAUUUAACAUGGAAAGUACAGGACCAGAGAGACCUAUUAAAAUAGACGAAGUCAAUGACUUCUUCACGUACAUAGCCACGAUUGACUGGACAGAAAAAUGGCUCAUAGCACUCAUUAUGUUCCAUAUCACCUGCUUCUUCUUGAUCCUUGUGACUCGUAGAAGUGGAUUAAUCCAGUCUAUUAUAUUUGUGAUUUUACUUCUGUCUGUGUACUUUGCUGAGAAUUUAAACGAACUGGCAGCUAAACAUUGGAAAGUAUUUACAAAGGAGCAGUACUUUGACAGCAAUGGAUUGUUCUUCUCAACUGUUUAUUCAACACCUGUCCUGUUCAACUGUCUGCUUUUGUUGUUUAUCUGGAUGUCAAACCUUGGAGCAGCUGUGUCUCAAAUGAGAAGGAUGAAAAUGGAUGCCAAAAGAAAAUCAGAAGAAAAGAAAAAAGAAAAGAAAGAGAACUAAAUUCAACCAUAUCUAGAUUUUAUCUUGAAACUUUUAUUGUUUUUCAAUGUUUAUCUGUAAUGAUGCAGGUGAAAAUUAUAUUUAUGCUUACAUGUACAUUUGCAAUAACUGUGGAAACAGUCAUGUAACUAAUACUUUGGCAAAGAAAUACAUACAUACAUGUAUAUCUGUAUAUUUGUAUACUGCUAGUUUGAGAUUAGAAAAUUAAACAAUACUCUUCCACUGGGUAGCAAUUGCGUAUUAAAUAUUCUACAUAAAAGCUCAGGGUUCUUUGCUACUAUUGUGCCAUAUAUGUAUUAGACAGUGCAAUAAAAUUAACCUCUAAA
Saccostrea echinata is the source of this 836-nucleotide messenger RNA. Its product is annotated as transmembrane protein 18-like. Bases 64 to 510 code for a protein of 148 amino acids. The record is from RefSeq and is a predicted model, not a curated record. The transcript has 5 exons. NCBI's taxonomy places the organism in Eukaryota, Metazoa, Mollusca, Bivalvia, Ostreida, Ostreidae. Gene Ontology annotation, cellular component: nuclear membrane.